Messenger RNA from Cylicocyclus nassatus, 399 nucleotides. Lineage: Eukaryota; Metazoa; Nematoda; Chromadorea; Rhabditida; Strongylidae. The record is from the annotation of a GenBank genome assembly.
AUGGAAACAGUAAAGAUUCUUGUGAAAGAUACGGCUGCAACUGUCAUACAAACUAAGGACCUAGGGGAAUACAUCAAAGACCAUUACGAGAAAUCUAUGGAAGAUUUUGCAAAGCAAACUACCGAGAUGCCUGUCAUGCAACCUGUCGAACAUGAGAAGUUUGUCAACGCUACCGAGACGCCUGUGAGGGUGCUGAUCGACAAGUAUGGAGUAUUCGUCGAGAGUCUAAUGAUUUCUCUGAUAUGCAAGGAAGAAUACACAGCCGUCAAAGUAACUGGGAAACCAACUACGGAGGUGCCGUUAACAGCAGCUACUGACCACCAAGAGAGCGAUUACGAAGUCCGGCACGGAUUAGGGUUCAGUCAGCCUCACAGAGAAAGUACAUUUCCUUUUCUUUAA